This is a messenger RNA of Ictalurus punctatus (channel catfish), 995 nucleotides long. RefSeq lists its product as uncharacterized. The transcript is spliced from 2 exons. The coding region runs from base 59 to 346 and encodes 95 amino acids. NCBI's taxonomy places the organism in Eukaryota, Metazoa, Chordata, Actinopteri, Siluriformes, Ictaluridae. The record is from RefSeq and is a predicted model, not a curated record.
AAAGUUUUUGUCAGUAUGUAGCAGGAAACGCCACAAGAGGAAAAAGCUACAAGACAGAAUGAAGCCUAAAUCUCUUCUGGAAACAUGGGAUGAAGCGCAGAAUGAGAGCAGAUAUCAGCGGUAUGUUUUCUCAAAGAAAUAUCUGACUUUAGAGGAGAAUGAGAGCCAAGAGAAAGCAAAGGACGAGAAGAAAGCAAAAAAGAAAAAGAGGUACAAGAAAUAUAAAAAGAAUGUGAGGAAGGUGCUGCAUUAUAGCUGGAAGUGUCUGUUGCUGGGACUUCAGAACUUCACAGUGGGAUACUCCACACCCAGCAUGCCCUCCGCAUUCUUCCCCGAGUUCAAAUGAAGCUGAGACAAGACAAGACCAACUCAUUUAUAAGAAGUCAGCUGGCCCAAGCAGAUGAUUCAGAACUCUGUCCUGGAUGGCCUUGAGACUCUUAUUUUGGGAUCCAUUUGGAAAUUUGGAGUAAUCAGGAAACCAGAAAAUGAUAUUGGCUCAUUUUUAGAACUGCAACUUUCACACAAUUAUAAAGGCAUAUUUUGCAAAAUAAAUAAAUAAAUAAAUAAACAAAAGAAAGGGAACCCAGAGGACCUGCUUAAAGGUUUCCCUUAAUAUCUCAAGAGUUUAAACGUGAUUCUCAUUUGUGAUUUAUUUAAGUAUCACUUUGUCACAAAUUAUACUCCUAAAAUUGCUCAGAAGAAAUACAAUAAGACGAAAAAACAUGAGACUUUUCUGAGAUUAAAAUUGUUCCCUGGUUAGUUUAUUGAGUCAAGUGUUGGCUGAAGAUCUGCACAGUAUAAUGAUAUUUGAUUAAAAGGGAAUUCAAAUGUCUUCUCCAAUCACAAUUUUUAAAUGCUUGAUAAAACUUUAUUCUGAAUUUUGCAUUGGUAUACUGCAUUAAAACUUGAUCACAUAAUACAAUCUAAUAAAUAAUAUGGACAAUAAAUACAAUUUUUUUUUUAGCACAAUAAAAUACUUUCAUGUUAAUAUAUAA